Closterium sp. NIES-67 is the source of this 4302-nucleotide messenger RNA. The record is from the annotation of a GenBank genome assembly. NCBI's taxonomy places the organism in Eukaryota, Viridiplantae, Streptophyta, Zygnematophyceae, Desmidiales, Closteriaceae.
UGGCCUAACGACGAUCGUUGGUGACGUCAGGCCGUAGCACCUGAAGCCUCCGCUUCGCUUUUGGAGAUACUUUUAGGUCUGUUGUAAAGCUUGUGGUGUAGCUGGACUUCUCGUGUGGUGGGUGUAGUGCGGUGUUUCUGGGUUCGUCGUUGGAUCAUCAGUCAUAUCUUAGACUAGUUACGCGGUAUGCGUCGUCGGCGUAAUCUCAGUUUUUUUAGAAUGUCGAGUUGACCUAGCCUCGAUCUACGGCGAAACCCAUCAAUGAAUGCAAGCGAGCGCGCUUAGUGGUAACAGCACGCGUGAUACACUCCUAUCGUGAUUGGUUCUGCGGGUCGCCACCAUGCUCCUUCGGCCAAGCUGCAGACGACCGUACCGAGUAGUCCUUCAGAGUCCCUUUCAGUAUCCGGAGAAUCUUCAACUCAGAGAAGCAAUAAGGUAGCAAUCGGAUUCCCGGUGGAUCCCUAGCAUCGAGCACGGUCGCCAUUCGCACAGCCAAUUCAUGUCUCCAGUAUCCCCUUUAUAAGCUCGAUCCGCGAGAUCGCACCAUUCGAGUUGUAGUAGUCGACAAGGCAGUGUUUUUCCCCCGGUGACUCGCCUCCCUGAUCGAGGGCCACCGAACGCACAGAGAUGCAAGGGUUUGUUCCAGCCUGCGGUGACGAGCCUAGAGGCUCGACGGCCGUGUUUGGGUCAUGCCUGGCGUCGAUCGGGGGGAAUUGGUGGCCACGCGUCGACGUCUCAAUCCCUGGGCUCAAAGCACGGAGAAACGGCGUCUGACAGCCACGAGGGAACGACACUUAGAGAUAGCAGCAGCAGCAUCAGCGGCAGCAGCAUCAGCGACAGCAGCAGCGGCAGCGGCAUGAACAGCGAUCGGGCUACAGCUAGACUGAAGCUCGAGGGAUCGGCUCCUACUGAAGCACCAGGUGGGACUGUGCCUUGGGGGGUCAUUGCAAGGCGAGUGGCGAUCCUUGUCGUUUCCGCCGCCGUGUGCCUGACAGCCGUUCUAGCCUGCGGCCAGUCCUAGCAGCAGAGUCAGCCUCGGCAUCGGCCUCGCCGAUCCUCCCAGCCUCGGCCGGAGCUCUGCUGCUGAAGGUGCUGAGGGAGCAGGGCGUGCUGCUGGCGGUGCUGCUGGGGCUGUCGGCGUUCUUCUCCAUGGCGGAAACCUCCAUCACCACGCUAUGGCCGUGGAAGGUGCGCGAGCUGGCAGAGCAGGAGAAGGAGGGCAGCGUGUUCCAGCUGCUGCGGAGGGACGUCACUCGCUUCCUCACCACCAUCCUCAUCGGCACCACGCUGGUGAACAUCUGGGCGACGGCCCUGGUCACAGACGCCGCUACAGCCCUCUUUGGGGAGGCAGGAGUCAGCGCCGCUACAGGCGUGAUGACGAUCCUCCUCCUCGUCUUCACUGAGAUCGCCCCCAAGUCCAUCGCAGUGCACAACGCCACCCAAGUCGUCCGUGUCGUGCUGCGCCCAGUGGCGUGGCUGUCAGUGGUGCUGUAUCCCGUGGGUCGCCUCUGCACCUAUGCCUCAACGGGCCUCUUCCGCCUGCUCGGGCUCAAGACCAGCGGGGAGCCGUUUGUGACGGAGGAGGAGCUAAAGCUCAUGCUGAGGGGGGCGGAGAUGAGCGGCGCUAUCGAGGAGGAGGAGCAGGACAUGAUCGAGAACGUGCUGGAGAUCAAGGACACGUAUGUGCGGGAGGUGAUGACUCCUCUGGUAGAUGUUGUUGCAGUCGACUCCACAGCCUCGCUCAUGGAGCUGCGCGCCCUGUGGGUGCGGCACCAGUACUCGCGCGUGCCCGUGUACGAGCGGCGCGUGGACAACAUAGUGGGCAUCGCGUAUGCCAUGGACAUGCUGGACUAUGUGGAGCAGCCGGAGCUGCUACAUCGCUUGAGUGUAGGCAGGAUUGCGCACCGGCCGGCAUACUUUGUCCCUGAUUCCAUGUCGGUGUGGAACCUUCUGAGAGAAUUCCGGAUCCGUAAAGUGCACAUGGCCAUCGUGCUCAAUGAAUACGGUGGCACCGUGGGGCUGGUGACGCUGGAGGAUGCGGUGGAGGAGAUAGUGGGGGAGAUAUUCGACGAGAACGACUCCAAGGAGGAGAUCCGCCGCAAGACAGGGUACAUCAUCCAGCGCGCGGAGGGCGUGUAUGACGUCGACGCCAACACCACUGUGGACGACCUCGCUGACAUUCUCCAAAUCGUGCUCCCUCCGCGCGCAUCCUUCUACGAGACGGUGUCUGGCUUUGUGUGCGAGGCGUUUGGGUACAUCCCCCGCACGGGCGACACCAAGAUCAUUCGGCUGCAGCGGAAGGAGAGCGAGGAGGAGGAGGAGGGCAAGGGUGCGGAGGAGGGGGGGGCAGGCGGGAAGGGCGGGAAGGGCCGGGAGAGGGACGGAGGAGACAAGGGGACGCGGAGGCAGCUGCUGCGAUUCCAGCUGGAGAUUUUGUCCGGUAAUGCAAGGAAGGUGGUGGCAGUUAGAUUCGAGGAGCUGAAAGAGACGGAAGGGGCCAGAGGGGGCGGCGUGAAGGGGAAGCUAGGGGCGGCGAAGGAGGAGGAGGAUAUAGAGAAGGAGACAGAGAGGAAGAGGGAGAAGGACAGGGAGAGAGCGUUGGUGGAGGAGUGGGAGAGUGAGAAGAGGAGGGAGGGGAGGAGGAAAGAGAGACUUAGUCAGGAGGUGCGGUCAAGAGCGUUGGUUGAGGUGGGGAAGGGGGAGGGAGAGGGGGAGAGCAAGUGUGACACAUGUGGUGAGAACGAGGUGCGCAAGGGAAGACUGGGGGGGAGGGGGGUGCUUCUGGAUAGUGAGAGUGAGGGGGAGGAUGGGGAGGUGCUGGUUGGGGGAGGGUGGCUGACGGCUGGGGAUGGGGAGGAUGGGGUGUACACUGAGGGUGUGUACACAGACAUAGACAUGGGGGAGAGGGAGAGUGAGAGGGAGAGGAAGAGUGAGAAAGGGAGUGAGUUGGUGCGUGCGUUUGAUGGUGAUGGGAGAGAGGGGUCUGUGGGAGAGGAGGAGGAGGAUUCAGAUGCAGAGGAGUCAGAAGGGGAAGGGGAAGGGACGAGGAAAGGGGAAUCGAGGGACGUCCUUGAGUUGCAAGGCACAGCGAAGUACCAGCCAGCCAGCAGCACGAGCAGCAGCAGCACGAGCAGCAGCAGCACGAGCAGCAGCAGCACGAGCAGCAGCAGCACGAGCAGCAGCAGCACGAGCAGCAGCAGCACGAGCAGCAGCAGCACGAGCAGCAGCAGCACGAGCAGCAGCAGCACGAGCAGCAGCAGCACGAGCAGCAGCAGCACGAGCAGCAGCAGCACGAGCAGCAGCAGCACGAGCAGCAGCAGCACGAGCAGCAGCAGCACGAGCCAGCAGCAGACAACAGCAGAAGAGGGCGAGGAGCCAGGGGCGCUUGUGAGAGAUACAGCAGGGGAUGGGAGUGGCAAGAGCACCAUGGGAAGCAUGGGGGGAGAUAGGGGCGCAGUGGUGGGGAGCAAGAAUGGCAGCAGCCUAGUGCGGGGGGAAGGAUGGAAGGAGGAGAGUGAAGAGUGGAGGGCGGAGGCUAACAAGUGGAGGGAGGAGGCGGUGGCAUGGCGGGAGGAAGAAGACUCGGACUACAGCUCAGGCUCGGACGGCCGCGUGGGGCUCGAGGGGGGAGUGGUUGGGCCGCGGGGCGUGGGGGCGGUGCAAGGUGUGGGGGGGACGCCGGGAGGAGGGGGGAGUGUGCGGGAGUUUGAGGGCGUGGCCAUGGCGCAGGAGCAGUAUGAGCGGUGGGAGGAGAAGGAGAAGCAGGUGGAGAGGAGGAGGCAGAGGAGGAGGAGGGAGAGGAGCGAGGCUCAGGCAGAGUUGAGGCGACAUGCGCUGGGCACAGGGGGUGGUGGAGGAGAUGCGGCCAGCCCCCUCUCCCUGCAUGCUGAACCGCUCAGACUCAGGCUCAGCCGACCAGAUGUGAUGUCAGAGAGCGAGAGGGAGUGAGGGGGAGUGAGGGGAGUGGGAAGGGAAAGGAGAGAGUGCCUGGCAAGUACUGGGAACAGGCAGCAGCAGCAGCAGCAGCCCUCUCUCCCUGCAUGAUGAACCGGCUCAGACUCUAGCUCAUCCAACCAGACGUGUGGUAAUGGGGAUUGAGAGGGGCUGAUGAAGAGCCAAGGAGUGUGGUAACCAUGUUGUAGCACAGUAUCAGCGGUGUUGAGCACGGGCCUUCCGAAUGCAGAAAGCUGUGUUUAAACAAAGAUACCAUAGUACAGAUACGAUAUUGUAGAAAAGGAAAUGGUGGUUGAACACCUUCCUAGAUAUAGUUGUAUUCCCAUAUUGAGGAAGGUGCGCAUAAGU